CACGCUGCACUUUCACGCGGUUUCGUACUGAAUGCCUGCUGUUUAACUCUGCCCAAUACGUGUUCUCAAAGUUUUGUGAUUUGUUUUUGCAACCCUUAUUUUCUUCUGAAUCGAGGCUCCUCUUUAUUCAUCUCUUCAUAUAGGUAGUUCAGUUUUAUUUCCCUGGGAAUGGCUUCCUCUUCGACAGCCGACCAAAAUCACGCUUUUGAUCAGAUAGUACCUUAUUCUGCACCUAAAUUUACCGAGCCCUACGACAUUUUCAUCAAUAAUCGUGGAUGUGAUGCGAAACACACAUUAGCCACUACCAUCUACGAUAAACUUCGUUCCAUGGGAUUAAAAGUUUUUCUAGAUAUGGAAGCCACCCUUGAGGCUGGUUAUUGGAUUCCACCAGAAGCACAACACGCCAUAGCUAGUGCUACCCUUCGCAUUGCCAUUUUUUCUCCCAACUAUGCCCCAUCCCCACGUUGCUUGGCCGAGCUAUUUCUCAUGCUCAAAACUGGUAAAAGUAUAAUUCCUAUUUUUUAUCAUGUUGAUCCAUUUGAUCUCAGAUGUAUUCGCCAAGGAAAAGGAAAAUAUGCCCCUGCGUUUGCAGAGCAUGAAAAGAAGGGCAGCUAUACACCCGAAAAGCUUGAUGAAUGGAAAAGUGCACUCUACGACAUUUCAUGCCUAUCCGGCGACCAGAUCAACAGUAACGAGGAUGGGGUCACAGCUGUGAACAAUAUUUUGCAUAGUGUAUUUGAAUUAACAAAAAAAAAUCCAUUUGUUGGACUGGAUGAGCUGGUACAAGGCUUUGAAUCAGUUGCAGAAGAAGAGAAAGUAAAAAUCACGGGGAUCGUGGGCAUGGGAGGUAGUGGUAAAACCACAUUAGCGAAAGAGCUCUUCGAAAGGAACUUUUCCUCCUUUGAAAGAUACAGCUUUGUUUUCGAUGUGCGAGAGGCAGCAUCCAGAAGCGCUCUGCCUGGCAAGCAGAAGAAGCUUCUGGCUGACCUCGGUGUCCAUCAUUCGCCAUUCGACCAUGUAGAUGAAGGCAAGGUCAUUCUUGCAAAUCGUUUGAGCUCUCAUCGGGCACUCAUUGUCUUGGAUGACGUGGAUCAUAUCGACCAGCUGAAUGCUUUGUUGCCAAAUAAAGACAACCUUGGAUUCCAAAGUGUCGUUAUUGUAACAACCAGGGAAUUGGGUGUCCUCAUAUCAUGGGGCCUCUCCUGCAUUUUUAAAAUGCCAGGACUUAGCAUGCCACAUGCCAAGGAGCUAUUCUGCGGGCACGCUUUCUUGCAACUUUCUCCACCUGCUGAAUUUGAAACUCUGGUUGAAGAGUUUGUAAGGGCUUGUUAUGGUUCGCCUCUGUCACUGAAGGUAUUGGGGGCACAGUUAUAUGGCAGGUCCAAGGAUUAUUGGAAAUCCCAAUUACGUAAAAUCUCUAGAAUAUUGCCUGGUGACAUCAAACAAAGGCUACAAGUUAGCUAUGAUGCCCUCAAUGAAGAAGAGAGAGAUAUGUUCUUGGAUGUAGCUUGUUUUCUUAUUGGAGAAAAGAAACACACAGCUAUAGCAGUGUGGGAUGGAUCGGGUUGGAAUGGUUUGUAUGGCUUACAAACAUUAGUGAACAAUGGUCUUGUGGAGCUGGUCGAUGAGGAACUGAUUGAUGGGGAACAAAGAAUAAAGAUGCAUGAUCACCUUAGGGAUUUGGGAAGAGAGAUUGCAAAUAGACAAUGGCCGCAUCGUCUUUGGUCUCCAUGUCAGAUUGAUAAUAUGAAACAUUCCACGGAUAGAAAUCCGAUUCGAGGGAUGCAACCUGCAGAAAGUUUUGUGGCGUUCAAAAGGUACACACAUCAGUCUAUCGGAUUCUCAAGCAGACGAUCUAAGCGUCUUCGAUUCUCAAAUAAAUUACAAAUUCUUUUCGUGAGAGGAAAUGAGUUUACGGAAGAAUUUGCAUCAUUAUCGCAAGACUUGGUGUGGCUUCGCUGGGAAGGUUUCCAGCUACGAAAUAUUCCAUCAUGGCUUACAUUAAAAAAUCUAAGUGUUUUAGAGCUUCAUGCAGCUAAUGAGUUGGAAGAAUUGUGGCAGAACAUUGCAGAUCCUCCUUUGGAAUUGAGAGAGCUUAUUUUAAGUGGUUGCUCAAAAUUGCAAAGGCUUCCAAGCUCAAUAGGACGUCUUCAGCGUCUGAAAAGGCUUGACAUUGACUUUCAUGGUAGCAGUUUAUCAGAAGAGUUUUGUGGCCUCCGAUCACUGGAGUAUUUGCGGCUAUACUCUCCCCUACUAUCGUCACUACCUGCUGGUUUUGGCAAUUUAAUAAGCUUGAGGAAUAUAAAUCUAUGGUGUUGCAAGCAGUUGAGCAUGUUGCCUGAUUCAUUCAGUCAGUUGAUACGCCUGAAAAAUCUAGAUUUAUCAAGCUGUGAAAUGCUAUCUUCACUACCUGAUGAUUUUGGCAAUUUAAAAAGCUUGAGGAAUAUAUCUUUUUAUAAUUGUAAGCAGUUGAGCAUGUUGCCUGAUUCUUUCAGUCAGCUGAGGCACCUGACGGAUCUGCAUUUCUCAAGCUGUAAUAUACUAUCUUCACUACCUAAGAGGCUACCCCUGUCGCUCAAAAAUUUAAAAAUAAUCAAUUGCGAUUUCCUGACGACUGUCAUGUGUAUUAGUAGUCUCAUAAACCUUGAGACACUGGAAAUAUUUGGCUGUCGGCAGAUGGAAGAACUCCCAAGCUUUGCUGAUUUGACUUCGCUGAAGAGAUUUAAAAUGUGGAAUUGCCCCGAAGUUGAGAAAAUAGAAGGCUUAGAACCAGCGAAUUCAGUCAAAAUUCAGAGUUUUUCCUAUUAUUUUUAUGACUGAAUGUUUUGCAAACAAUACGAUUUGUAGGAACGUCCAAAGUGGAUGGAUCCAUGGUUGAGUAAUUUGUUCUGGUAGCAAAGUGUGAGGCCUUCAGAGUUUCAUGACCUUGUGGUCUGCUAAAAAUUUAUUUGACCAAGACUUUCCACGAAAGAAAGCAAGAGUAGCGGCGGGCAUAAGAGGAAGAAUUGCAGAGGUUUUGAAACAGAUUGCUUACUUCAAAGUUUGUCAACAGCUUUUCUUUUCUGGAUAGCAGGUUGCAAAUAUUGUAGUUGUUUAAAAAGUUAUUAAACCAAGUUUUUGUUUUUUAAAUUCUUUUUAAUUCAAUACAGAUAUGAAAUAUUGAAUGUUU
Cryptomeria japonica (Japanese cedar) is the source of this 3169-nucleotide messenger RNA. RefSeq names its product disease resistance protein Roq1. Gene Ontology annotation, biological process: signal transduction; defense response. The record is from RefSeq and is a predicted model, not a curated record. The coding region runs from base 169 to 2820 and encodes 883 amino acids. The transcript has 4 exons. NCBI's taxonomy places the organism in Eukaryota, Viridiplantae, Streptophyta, Pinopsida, Cupressales, Cupressaceae. Gene Ontology annotation, molecular function: protein binding; ADP binding.